UAGAAAUGCACUCUUUCCAAUUCCUAACUGCAAUUGGCUGCUUGGCUAGAUACUUGAGAGUUAAUUUGCUUUCUUUCUCUUUUGCAUAAGUUGCAAGAGCAUCCUACUUCGACCUUAGAAGUAAUUAUCCUCCUAGCUCUUCUUGAAUUUAUUGAUUUAUCAUUUAUGUUCGAAUUAACUUUGCUUAACAAAAGUCCUUGACAAAUUCUACUUGUGGGCAUAGUUAUAUAUAAAUGAUCUAUGGACACAAAGUCCGUACUUGUUUGGAAGGACAUUAGACUGGUGUUUCUCAUUGGUUGGAUAUUGUAUGAAGAAGUAAGCUUGUUUUAUAGCAAUUCACGAUGAAUUGAUUCGCUUACUUACAAGUUAUCCGAGAAAAUGCCAGAGUAAUUGGCCCCUUUUUAAUACAUCUUUUGGCACAUUAGAUAUAAAUUUAAGUAGAAGCAAUUGUAAGUGCGCAAUCUGGUUUUGGAUGCAUAUGUAGAGGUUUAUCUGUUGAGAAUUGUGUGACAUGUCAUAGAUAGACAUCAAUAGAGAGCCCAUUUUUUAUUUUACUAUCUAUCAAAUUGGAUAGGUCAUAUCUGCCAGGAGGCCAGUCAAAACUAUCUUAAAAAGGACUUUAAAUGUUUUUACCAUUCCAUAUGCAAAUUAGAGAAGUCAAAGAAAGGUUCCAGAUAUGUCUAUAUAAGGAUUGUUCUGCAAGAGUUUUCUCACUUCUGAAAAUAUCAAGUAUGCUGCAGGUUGGUACUGUAUUAAAUGUCGAGGAUGCCAUAAAUGCAAUAAAUGCUGGAGCCAAAUUUCUUAUCAGUCCUGCAGUGGUGAAAGACAUUAUGGUUGAUGCCCAAUGUGGUGAAGUUUUGUACAUACCUCGUGUAAUGACCCCAACAGAAAUAUUGUCUGCAUAUGACUCUGGUGCCAAAAUUGUCAAGCUUUGCAGGGAAAUGAAGCGGUAGAAUAGUAAGAUCUAUUGUUGUCUAUGGAUAUUGCAUGGUAUUGUCUUUGCUAGACUAUUAUAUCUGUAGUCUUUUUUUGAUGUUGCCAAUGCUACUAUAUUGAAAAUUUUAAAAGACCUAUAAAGUGUGUGAAGUACUAGACUAAAUAAAAUGAAUGCGAUUUGUUCUAAACCAGAUAUGUUGGACCUAGAAGGUACACUUGUCAUGACAAACCAUUAAAUUCAUAAAUCCUAACCCACAGAAUUGUAGGCAAACUAUUUCUUCAUCAAUGUGUGAUAUGUAUUUUAUGUUCGAAUGCGGA
Molecule: messenger RNA, 1254 nt
Organism: Quercus lobata
Lineage: Eukaryota; Viridiplantae; Streptophyta; Magnoliopsida; Fagales; Fagaceae
Product: KHG/KDPG aldolase-like
Exons: 4
Coding region: 624-953 (109 amino acids)
Molecular function (GO): lyase activity
Source: RefSeq, a predicted model, not a curated record